Schistosoma mattheei is the source of this 882-nucleotide messenger RNA. Lineage: Eukaryota; Metazoa; Platyhelminthes; Trematoda; Strigeidida; Schistosomatidae. The record is from the annotation of a GenBank genome assembly.
AUGUAUCGGAGAGAUAUACAUGCAUUUGUUUUCAUUCGACGUCGACUUGCAAUGUGUGCAAGAAAAUUGGGUAAAUUGAAAGAAGCAAUAAAGAUGAUGAAAGAUCUUAUAAAGGAAUAUCCAAAUUUAAAUCUUUUCAAUAUCCAUGAAAAUCUUAUUGAGUGCUACCUAGCUGCCCAGCAAUAUGCUGAUGCUCAGGCUUUCCUAGCUAAAUACGAUGAUAUCAACUAUCCGAAAUCAGCUACUAUAUGUUACACUGCAGCUUUACUUAAAGCCAGACAAGUAUCUGAAAAAUUUUCUCCGGACUUAGCGUCACGUAGGGGUUUGAAUGCAGCUGAACUGAGUGCUGUUGAAGCUAUUCAUCGGGCUGUUGAAUUUAAUCCACAUGUACCGAAAUACCUUCUUGAAAUGAAACCUCUAAUAUUGCCUACAGAGCACAUUUUAAAACGUGGCGAUUCUGAAGCCAUAGCAUAUGCAUUUUUUCAUUUAGCUCAUUGGAAAGCUGUAGAAGGUGCAAUUAAUUUAUUAUAUUGUACAUGGGAGGGAACUUUUCGACUCAUUCCAUAUCCUCUAGAAAAAGGAAACCUCUUUUAUCCUUAUCCCCAUUCAACUACAGCGACCGAUCGAGAACUUUUACCAAGUUUUCAUACACUAUCUGUGUAUCCGAAAAAAGAUGUGCCAUUUUUUAUUCUAUUUAUUGCGGCUCUAUGCUCUUUAACAGCUAUACUUACAUGUUUAACUCAUGUCUAUCCUGAACAAAUGGGAUCACUUUCUAGUAAGACUCUCAACUGGUUUUUCAGUCCAAUCAAUUAUCUAUUGGAAAGACUAGAAGGAUUGCUACUUUUGCUAGCUCCAACAUCUGCUCGAAAGCUUUUAACUUAA